UGCCAACUCAAAUAAAUACAUUUAAUAAAAACUUUUUAAUAUAUUUUCAUUCAUCGUCAGUUUUUUUAUUUUUACAAAUUAACGAGAUUACAUACUAUUAAAUGUAAAUAUUUUCUUCUAGUUUUGACAUAUAUAACUAAACUAUCUCUGAUAAUAGUCCUCAUUCAUAUGAUAAAUACAAAAUAAAAUAACAAUCCACUGCAGUGACUUAGGAUCACUGCUGUGGGUUGAGAAGUAAUUAUAAGAUGAGAAGCAUAAAAGCUUAGUUCAGGCUGUGGAUCAGUGGAUGCCUGGAUGAUUCAAACACACAUUAUCCCUCUCUCUUCAGGGGAAUAUUCAGCUAACAGCCUUUCUCACCCAUUACACCUCCCCUGCUCCAUCUUGCUCCCCCUUUCCCCUCAAUUCUACGCUCCGUCACUCGUGCACAGUCUCUUCACUUACUUCUUUCACAGCUCCUCUCUCCUCUCCUCCACUCCACACUGACUUCUCUCCUCCUGUCUGUCUCCCUCCUUCUCCAUUAGUCUUUAUCCUCUUUUAAUUCCAUGCACUUUGCCUCCUCGGGUGAUUCAGAUGACGGCAGCAUGUGGCAGGCUGUGGCUCUGUGGCUGCUGAUGCACAUGACUCUUCCCCAGGUGUCAGUGCAGGGACCCCACCAGCGCUUCCUGCUCAGGGAGCUGCUGAGAGACUACAAUCCCAUGGAGAGGCCGGUGGCCAACGACUCCCAGACUCUCACUGUUCAGUUCUCCUUCACUCUGAUGCAGGUCAUGGAUGUGGAUGAAAAGAACCAGAUCCUCACCACCAACGCUUGGCUGCAGAUGCAGUGGUACGACCACUACCUGCAGUGGAACCAGUCAGAUUACCCUGGAGUUAAGAACCUUCGUUUCACCCCGGACCAGGUUUGGACCCCAGACAUAUUACUGUAUAACAGUGCCCACGAUAAGUUCGAUGCUACUUUUAAGACCUAUGUUCUGGUCAACUCCAGUGGCUUCUGUGAAUAUCUGCCUCCAGGAAUCUUUGUCAGCACAUGUAACGUGGAUGUCAAGUGGUUCCCAUUUGACAUCCAGCGAUGUGAGAUGAAAUUCGGUUCCUGGACAUUUGAUGGUUGGCUCCUGGACAUCCAGAUGAAGGAGGCUGACGUAUCAGGAUACAUGCGUAACGGAGAGUGGGACCUAAUUGAGGUUCCUGGCGACCGUCAUGAGGUUUUCUACGACUGCUGCACAGAGCCUUACCCUGACGUUACGUUUGUGGUGACCUUACGGAGGAGGACCCUGUAUUACGCCCUCAAUCUCCUCAUCCCGUGUGUGCUCCUCUCUUCCAUGACCUUGCUGGUUUUCCUGCUUCCUGCCAACUCUGGGGAGAAGAUCAGCCUGGGCAUCACGGUGCUGCUGUCUCUGACCGUCUUCAUGCUGAUGGUUGCAGAGAUUAUGCCGGCAACGUCAGACUCUGUGCCAUUGAUCGGUCAGUACUUUGCCAGCACCAUGGUGAUCGUAGGGAUGUCCGUCGUAGCUACAGUCAUUGUUCUACAGUUCCAUCACCAUAAGGUCAACAGUGGGCCGAUGCCACGCUGGGUCCACUUGGUUCUGCUGCAGUGGGUUCCUUGGUUCCUGCGAAUGAAGCAUCCAGGUGAGGCAGGCGAUCCUCAUCUUUCCAACAACCAGACCGACUCUCACACCAAGCCCCUUUCCUCUCCUGCCACCACCACCACCACUACCACCACCACCAACACCAUCACUCCCCCACUGCCUUCCAUCCUCCCCCCCAGCCUCAACUCCCUGCAGACCAACUUUGCUCAGUUCAGCCACACUCUGCCUCACCCAGCUCCCCACAGGCCCAACUCUCAGGCCAUCCUUAUUCCUAAUCCCAGUCACAGAGAUCCCGGCAGCAACCCACACUCCCAGCUGAACGGUCAUCUGCCCUACAUGGGCUUUCAAAUCAUCCAGACAAAUGUGGAGGUGGAACCGUUUCAGCGGAGUAGAACCAUGAGUCGCGGGAGAAACAACACGGCAGAGGAAGGAGCUGGGGCAGAGGAGGGAGAUGAGGGCUCACCAGAACCACACCACAUCCACACCAUGAAGUUUGGACGAUCUCCCCAAGAACUGUCUCCAGACCCGGAUGCAUUAACAACCUGCGGCCCCGAAGAGGGCGGCGCUGGGGCCGUGAGGCCAGCCGCCGCGCUGACCCACGGCGGCGUGGCUCCUUCAGCGGCGGUGGACAGCCAGCUGCAGGCUCUGCUGGUGGAGGUGCAGUUCUUAGUUGAACGAGUCCGAGAGCAGGACAGGCAGCUGAGCGUGUCAGAGCAGUGGCAGUUCGCUGCUGCCGUUAUCGAUCGCCUGUGUCUGGUGGGAUUCAGUGUCUUCAACAUCAUUUGUACCAUCGCCAUUCUAAUGGCUGCGCCCAACUUUGGUGAAGCUUUAUCCAAAGACUUCCUCUGAGAGGAGGAGGAAAAAAAACAAACUGGACAGUGGAGCAUGAGGCUGGUAACGAUCUGCUGGAAGCACAACGAGUUCUAGAGGACACCAGGGGGCGUGUCAACAGCAUUUCUACCAUUUUUUUUUCAGACUGUCGAACACGUGGCCUGGUCUAGAGAGUUUUUUUUUUCUCCGUUCAGAUUUUAUUCGAGUCCGGUUUGUGGAGUAAAUCUUUGCCUGACUGGAAAAUAUAUACUUUGGAGAAUGAGCGUUAAAAAGUAGUUUUACUAGAUUUGUAAAGUAUUUGUAAUAUUUUUGACAUGCAACACAAAGUUUUUCACUAAAGUCUUGCAUGUAAAAAUGAAGAGUCUGUACAUUUUCAUUGGAUGAAAAUCUCUUUCUCUGUGUGGAUGACUGAGGACUGAGGUUUAUCUUCAGUGAACUCCUGAACUGAUCUCAGGAGAUAAAUAACCAGAGACACUUUCUGCACCUCUAGGACUGAGGUCCCAAACCUUUCGAUCAUGACGAAAUAAAACAGUACGACUGAAAUAAAACAAAUAUAUAGACCAGGAAGU
Molecule: messenger RNA, 2983 nt
Organism: Cynoglossus semilaevis (tongue sole)
Lineage: Eukaryota; Metazoa; Chordata; Actinopteri; Pleuronectiformes; Cynoglossidae
Product: neuronal acetylcholine receptor subunit alpha-7-like
Exons: 10
Coding region: 543-2432 (629 amino acids)
Biological process (GO): monoatomic ion transmembrane transport
Cellular component (GO): postsynaptic membrane
Molecular function (GO): transmembrane signaling receptor activity; acetylcholine-gated monoatomic cation-selective channel activity
Source: RefSeq, a predicted model, not a curated record